This is a messenger RNA of Elephantulus edwardii (Cape elephant shrew), 954 nucleotides long. Its product is annotated as apolipoprotein L2-like. The coding region runs from base 1 to 954 and encodes 317 amino acids. The record is from RefSeq and is a predicted model, not a curated record. The transcript has 2 exons. Gene Ontology annotation, molecular function: lipid binding. Gene Ontology annotation, biological process: lipid transport; lipoprotein metabolic process. Gene Ontology annotation, cellular component: extracellular region; membrane. NCBI's taxonomy places the organism in Eukaryota, Metazoa, Chordata, Mammalia, Macroscelidea, Macroscelididae.
AUGAGCCCAGGGAAGGACAGCCCCAGCCCAGGUGGGUCUCCUCUCUCUGCUCAGGACGUGCAAUUGGAUGAGGCAGAUGCACUACAGAAAGCUCUGAAAAAGCUUUGCCAAGUCCGGGCGAGGGAAGACACAGAUGAGCUUCGAAAAGAACAGUUGGCUAGAGAGAAGUUUUUGAGAGAAUUUCCUCAGGUGCAAAGGGAGCUUGAAGAGCAUAUCAGGGAGCUUCGCGCCUUAGCAGACAAAGUUGAGAAGGUGCACAGAAAGUGUACCAUUUACAGCAUGGCGGCCAGCUCGACUGGCGUCCUCUCUGGAGUUCUGACCUUCAGUGGUCUGGCUUUGGCACCUGUAACAGCAGGGAUCAGUUUGGGGCUCAUGGCAGCUGGGACAGGGCUGGGAACAGUAGCUACAGCCUCCAGUUUAACCAUCAGUGCUGUGGAACUCUUCGAAAUGUUAUCAGCAGAAUCCAGAGCCAGUCAGACGAUGCCAACUGACAGUGGCAAAGGGGAAGAAGUUGUGAAGGCUCUGAUGAAGAACAAGGGUGCAUUAAUAUCCAUCCUAACGAACUGUGUCACUGCCUCACAAACCAUUCGGAAGAACAUCAAAGCCAUCAAAUUGGCCCAGAAAAACCCUAAAUUGGCAGCCAAUGCCAAGGUUUUCACAGCCGGUGGAAACCUCUCAGUAAAGGAAACUUUGGAGGUGCAGAAAGCCUUUAAAGACACUGUACUCUCAAUGACCAAAAGAGCCCGAAUGGUGGGUAUGGCCACCACAGGUCUGUCCCUUGCUGGAAAUGCGUACAGCCUUUGGAGUGAUUCAAAGCACUUGCGUGAGGGGGCGAAGGCAGAGUUGGCCGAAGAGCUGAGGCUGAAGGCUGAGCUGAUGGAGAAAGAGCUGGAGGGUCUGACUCUGAUCUAUGAGAGUCUGCAGGGACAGGGGCAGCGAAAGCCUCAGCCCUGA